CUCGGUAGACCUUACGAACCGGAGGCACGGGGUCAGAGUCCGUAUGCGGAUCUCCGGAAACAAAGAGUGUUAAACCGCGUCUGUACUGACGGAAGGCGUGCUUGGGGUCCUGGCAGGCGCUGGGCUAACUUUUGAUCGCGUGUAAAAAAGCCCUGCCCCAGGAAGUUUCCUGUUUGCUGCAUUACAUAAUACAGUUGUCAAGUCUGGAAGAAUUUGGUGAAGAAGAUUUAAUUACAUCAGUGCUGUAAAAUAAUAUCCAGAGUAACAGUGAAGAUCUUUUGAAGCCACUAAGAAUCUGAUUGAAAGCAAUAAUGACUGACAUAGGAGAUGGACCACAUUUGGGGCAAGAUCUGGCAGAUGCAAAAUCUAUUCCAGCUUUUAAAGGAAAGAACCUACCUGCCAGCAAGUCUAUGGACUCUGGAAUCCUACCAGACCACAGUUACAGAAUGGAUUAUCCAGAGAUGGGGGAAUGUGUAAUAAUAAACAAUAAGAACUUCCACAGACAUACUGGGAUGUCACCCCGUUCAGGUACAGAUGCAGAUGCUAUGAGUGUCAGAGAAGUUUUUAUGAAGUUGGGAUAUAAAAUAAAGAUUAACAAUGAUCUUUCAUGUGGGGACAUUUUUAAACUAUUGAAAAAUGUUUCUGAAGAAGAUCACAGCAAGCGAAGCAGUUUUGUUUGCGUGUUGCUAAGCCAUGGCGAUGAAGGAUUGAUCUAUGGUACAGAUGGGCCUCUUGAACUGAAAGCAAUAACAAGCCUGUUCAGAGGUGACAGGUGCAGAAGUUUAGCAGGAAAACCCAAGCUCUUUUUCAUUCAGGCUUGUAGAGGGACAGAAUUAGAUUCCGGUAUUGAGACAGACAGUGGACCGGAAGAAUCAAUGUGUCAGAAAAUACCUGUAGAGGCAGAUUUCCUGUAUGCCUAUUCUACAGCUCCAGGCUAUUACUCCUGGAGGAAUUCAGCUGAAGGCUCAUGGUUUAUCCAGUCACUGUGUAAAAUGCUGAAGGAACAUGCAAAGAAUCUUGAACUCAUGCAGAUUUUAACUCGUGUCAAUCGCAGAGUGGCAGAGUAUGAGUCCUGCUCUACUCGACAGGAUUUUAAUGCAAAGAAACAGAUUCCAUGUAUUGUCUCUAUGCUCACCAAAGAAUUCUAUUUCCCUUCCUAAAAUUUUUCAGUUCAUGUUUUUUUAUCUGCGUUUUAUAUGCAAUACUAGUACAAAAUACAACUUUUAAGUCUGAAUAACUGUUCACUACUGUGUGAGGCAAAAUGAAGUGUCUCAAAGUUAGAUGUAUGUCUGUUGUUAGAAGUAAAACAUAGUAUGACAUAGAAAUGCAAAACUGAAGUAGCUGAAGCAGAUUUGAAAGUAGUGCUUUGAGUAUAUUGCAAAAAAUUAGGAAGAGGAGACCUGAAGAAAAGUCAGAUUGUUUAUUUGGAGCUGUUUGGUGCUACAUUUCACUUUGCUGAAGGGGCAGAGAAAAGAAAGGGUUCUUAUAAAUAGUUUGGUUUCAUAUCUUACAAAGAAGAUUCAGGGUGUCAGUGAUAGUAAUGUGAUAGUAGUGUCUUCAUACAUUUCUUCUUAACUCAAGUUCUUAAAGUUUAGGUUAGUUUAUAACUUAAACUAUUUCUACACCUUUGAGCAUGAACUGUGGAAAACAGCCAUUUCAUAUUUUUGCAUACAAUUACGAAGCAUGUUUUGAGUACAGUCAGUUUUUCCUGGUAAUUCCUGAUAAUUUAAUAAAUUUGUGUAUGGAAUAGUAGAUAAAAAAAAUUAUAUCAACAUGGUAGCUGUUUCAAAAUAAAUUUUGUGUUCUGACCUUGAAGCUGAGUGCCCAAGGGACCAGUCUUCCAAAAUGUCUUUUCCUGCAGGUCCCUAAGGGUGGAGCUGUUGGGGCAUAUUUGGGGCUAUAAGAACCUGUGCAAAAGGAAGUCUGCAUUCUGAACAGCCUGCUUUCCUCUUUUUAGCCUCAAAUAAGAAUGGCUUGGCUCUGGGCAUACCACAUGUAAUCUGUGGGAAAACCUAGAUUUCUGGUUCUGGAGAAAUUUUUACUUUGUAAUGCUAAUUCCACUCAGUUAAUUAGAAACUUUAGCUAAAAUACGUUAACAAAUAGUAAAUUUAUAUCUCUUGAGUCUGAGUUUUGUGAAACAGACUUCUACAAAAUUGCAAAGCAUUUUUGCUGGUAUUUCAACUUGCAACAGUCUUUUUAAGAUCAGUGGAAGACAGAAUAUGAAAUUAUUAUAGGUGCUUGCGAAACAAGACUUGAAACUCUUUUAAAAUUGUGUAGCAAAAACAAUGUUGGCAAACUGAUGUUCACUUCCAGAGGCAUUUCGUACUUGUUUUUUUUUUAAAUUAAAUACUGUU
Molecule: messenger RNA, 2354 nt
Organism: Ficedula albicollis (Collared flycatcher)
Lineage: Eukaryota; Metazoa; Chordata; Aves; Passeriformes; Muscicapidae
Gene: CASP3
Product: caspase 3
Exons: 8
Coding region: 312-1160 (282 amino acids)
Biological process (GO): proteolysis; keratinocyte differentiation; positive regulation of apoptotic process
Cellular component (GO): cytoplasm
Source: RefSeq, a predicted model, not a curated record